GCUAUCUAUCAGCUGCCUUCCAUCGUCAGCACACAAACUACACAAGAAUCUGCUUAUUUAUAGGCCACCUUGUCCCUUCUACAAUGGUGCAAGAACACACAAAUUCACACACACACUGACACACACAAACCGAUCGAUUGAUUGAUUGAUAAUGAAGCAAGAGCAGGUCAGGAUGGCAGUGCUCCUCAUGCUCAACUGCUUCGUCAAGGCCACGGCGCCGCCGCCAUGGCCGCCGUCGGCUUCGUCCGCCUCCUUCCUCGACGACCUCGGCGACCUCGGCAUCGCGCCGCUCAUCCGCGCCGACGAGGCGGGCACCGCGCGCGCCUCCGCCGACUUUGGCAACCUCUCCGUCGCCGGCGUCGGGGCGCCUCGGCUCGCCGCCGCCGCCGCCGUGCUCUACCCGUCGCGCCCCGCCGACAUCGCCGCGCUGCUGCGCGCGUCGUGCGCACGCCCGGCGCCGUUCGCGGUGUCCGCGCGGGGGUGUGGCCACUCGGUGCACGGCCAGGCCUCCGCGCCCGACGGCGUCGUCGUCGACAUGGCGUCGCUCGGCCGCCUGCAGGGCGGCGGCGCGCGGCGCCUCGCCGUGUCAGUGGAGGGGCGGUACGUCGACGCCGGCGGCGAGCAGCUGUGGGUGGACGUGCUGCGCGCGUCCAUGGCGCACGGGCUCACGCCGGUGUCGUGGACAGACUACCUCCACCUCACCGUCGGCGGCACGCUGUCCAACGCCGGCAUCAGCGGCCAGGCCUUCCGCCAUGGCCCCCAGAUUUCCAACGUGCUAGAGCUCGACGUCAUCACCGGUGUCGGGGAGAUGGUGACGUGCUCGAAGGAGAAGGCGCCGGACCUGUUCGACGCGGUGCUGGGCGGGCUGGGGCAGUUCGGCGUCAUCACGCGGGCGCGCAUCCCGCUCGCGCCGGCGCCGGCGAGGGCGCGGUGGGUGCGGUUCGUGUACACGACGGCGGCGGCGAUGACGGCCGACCAGGAGCGCCUCAUCGCCGUCGAUCGCGCCGGCGGCGCCGGCGCGGUGGGCGGGCUGAUGGACUACGUCGAGGGCUCGGUCCACCUGAACCAGGGCCUGGUCGAGACCUGGCGCACGCAGCCGCAGCCGCCUUCGCCGUCCUCCUCCUCCUCCUCAUCCUUCUUCUCCGACGCCGACGAGGCCCGCGUCGCCGCGCUCGCCAAGGAGGCCGGCGGCGUGCUGUAUUUCCUCGAGGGCGCCAUCUACUUCGGCGGCGCCGCCGGGCCGUCCGCCGCCGACGUUGACAAGAGGAUGGAUGUGCUGCGUCGCGAGCUGCGGCACGAGCGCGGGUUCGUGUUCGCGCAGGACGUGGCGUACGCCGGGUUCCUGGACCGCGUCCACGACGGCGAGCUCAAGCUCCGCGCCGCGGGGCUCUGGGACGUGCCGCACCCAUGGCUGAACCUGUUCCUCCCCCGCUCCGGCGUCCUCGCCUUCGCCGACGGCGUCUUCCACGGCAUCCUCAGCCGCACCCCCGCCAUGGGCCCCGUCCUCAUCUACCCCAUGAACCGCAACAAGUGGGACAGUAACAUGUCGGCAGUGAUCACCGACGACGACGGUGACGAGGUGUUCUACACGGUGGGGAUCCUGCGGUCGGCGGCGGCGGCCGGCGACGUGGGGAGGCUGGAGGAGCAGAACGACGAGAUCUUGGGUUUCUGCGAGGUGGCCGGGAUAGCCUACAAGCAGUACCUGCCUUACUACGGCAGCCAGGCAGAGUGGCAGAAGCGGCACUUCGGUGCCAAUCUCUGGCCAAGAUUCGUGCAGCGGAAGAGCAAGUAUGAUCCAAAGGCCAUCCUGUCCCGUGGCCAGGGGAUUUUCACGUCACCACUCGCAUGAAAUGACACAUGUAUGCAAAUGCAUAUCUACAUGCGUAUAUAUACACGUAUAUAUACGUAUGUAUGCAUACACAUAUGGGUGUACUGUGCAUACGUUAUAGCACACUGCAGCUAAUUAAGCUUGACAGGGAGAUCGAUCAAUGGACAAUGCUCUAGUCAAGCUAAUAUAAAUAAUGGAGUAGUAGUAUAUAUGUAGUGCGAGAUAAUUAAGUAGUGUGUUUGCCUACUAAAAGGAGAGGCAAAGUAGUACUGUGAUGCAUGCAUGCCAACUAAUAGGUGAUAAGUACGUGUGUGUGGCCGCAUGUAUGAUUAGAAGAAGUUGGUUUUUAAUUAAUUAAUUAGGUCAUGUAUGUAAAUAUAUAGUACAGUACUACGUACUACUAGUGUACUACCAGCCAAUUUGCAUGCAUGCAUGGAUGCCUUCAUAUGCAUGUCGAUCUCAAACGUACGGCAUGCUUGAAUGCAUCAUGAUGCAUAUCUAUCGUCGUCUUGUGGGUGUAAACUAAAUUAAUCUUAGUUAUAUGUAUUAUAAGUUUGCAAUA
Oryza sativa Japonica Group (Japanese rice) is the source of this 2390-nucleotide messenger RNA. The record is from RefSeq and is a predicted model, not a curated record. NCBI's taxonomy places the organism in Eukaryota, Viridiplantae, Streptophyta, Magnoliopsida, Poales, Poaceae.